Molecule: messenger RNA, 3180 nt
Organism: Halichondria panicea
Lineage: Eukaryota; Metazoa; Porifera; Demospongiae; Suberitida; Halichondriidae
Product: transmembrane channel-like protein 7
Exons: 17
Coding region: 67-2940 (957 amino acids)
Cellular component (GO): plasma membrane
Molecular function (GO): mechanosensitive monoatomic ion channel activity
Source: RefSeq, a predicted model, not a curated record
GACCACAAUAAAAGGCACACGAUGGUAAGGUGUUGUUAGUGUCGCAGAACAUCAGCUAAACUAGACAUGUCUUCAGAAUCUGUGGACACACAGCCUCCGCGGAUCAUCCUUGUAUCCGCUGCACCAAGUAUCAGCGAGCCAGAUGCAGAGCUACUGACCAUGGAUGAUGAUAGCAUGAUGUUCACGGUGAGCCUCACCGACCCUAUGGACACAGGGGAGAGCGCCCCCUCUCAUACUCGCACCGCUAAGGACACGGAGGAGAGCACCCCCCCUCAUACUCGCACCGCUAAGGACACGGGGGAGAGCACCCCCUCUCGUAAUCAUGCUGGUACCAUAGACCCGCGGGAAAUCUCUGAUCUUCUCCGAUCACGGCCGACUAUUCGACGAGGCAAACCAGAGCGAUGUGCUACUGUCAUGUUUGAUAGGAACGACCCUGUGUUCAGGAGCGUCCAGUACAGGAGACCUCACACCACUGGCAUUAAAGUCCGUCGCAGAAGCUCUAUGCCGCUCACAGGGCCUGAGAGAUCCUCCGCCUCUUCCAGUAGUAUCAUUAUUGAGGAUAUUGAAGAGGAGGUGUUCCAGGAUGACAAUGCCGCCUUCGCUAGAGGUGAUGUUCGGAGGUCCACUAGAAGAAUCAAAGACCGCAUCAAAACAUACCAGCAAAAUAUGGUAAUGCCUAAAGAGGUCAGGCACAGUGUUAUUGCUGACUUCAGAUAUGUGAAAUGGCCCAAAUUGAAGAGUAGGUUGCAAGUCAUUCGCUCCUGGGAGCUAUGGAAGGGACAUAUUAAAGAGGUCGAAGGUCAUUUCGGGACGGCAGUAGUCUCGUACUUUAUCUUUCUUCGCUGGUUGUUUGUCAUGAAUAUCAUUAUCUUUGCUCUGUGGUUUGGGUUUGUGGUGGCUCCAAACAUUGCAUACAUCACUGUUGCUCAACCUCCCGGUAUCCCCUCCACCCUCUCCUGUUCCUAUGAUCCCAUCCUCAGCCCUGCCCCAAACUUCUCCUGCAUCGAGAAUCUGACCGCAAACACAUCAUCAUCAGAUGACAUAUUCUACCUCCCCACUGGCCUAGGUUACACCUGCAAUAUAACCACCGACGACGACACCUUCAGUAUACGCAGCUGUCUAUACGAUGAGAGAACAAUAGGGGGUGUGGCUGUGGGUGUGGCUUACCAGGAGAGCCCUGAAGUCCUUACGGCCAGUAGAAGCGUACCAACUGAUUGUGUCUUCACAAAUGCUUCGAAUGUUUCAAUGCCACGAAUGGUUAGACUCUGUUCCACAGAUAUUCAACCACAUGUAGAAUGGUAUCAGUAUGUCAUUGACUUCUUCCUUGGAGAGGGGUUGUUCAAUGAUACUGUGUUGUUUCACGGUCGCUAUAGCGAUAGCAUCGUGCUCGUGUACAACUAUCCUCUGGCCUUCAUGCUUCUCAUUGUGGUGGUCUACACUAUCAGUGUCGCACUACUAGUGUACAACCUUGGACAAGCUUACAACGAGAACUACUUACAAUUUGGCAAGAAACGACAAGUCAACUUCUGCAACAAGGUCUUCUCUGCCUGGGACUACAACAUCACUGACUCCAAUACGGCCAAACUCAAGAAAGUGCAGAUCAAAACAGAUUUAGAGGAAGAGUUGGCGGACUGGGAGGAGCGUAAAAAGCGUCGUACAGACGAGGAGUUAGCCAAAGUGAUAGCGAUUAGGAUCUUCACCAACCUACUGACAGUGGUACUCCUGCUUGGUGGAGGUGUGGCCAUCUUCUUCGCUGCUCAACUCAGCUUCAACACUACUUCGACCAAUGGCGCGAUAUCACUGGAGGGGCUGUUGUCUCCUGUCAUCAUCACAGCCUUCAAUAUCAUUCUCCCGUUUAUAUUCUCAUUCCUUGCUCAGUUUGAGCGUUUCAAGACGCAGAGUGGAGAGAUCAAGAUGACACUGUUCAGGACAAUCAUAGUACGUCUGGCCUCUCUGAUUGUGCUCGUAGGGACCCUCUUCAUUGUCAUCCAGUGCACUCAGGACGUGGAGACGCUGCUCAGUGCUGCCUCAGGGGGGCUCACUGACAACACCUGUCUCUCCUUCAGAAACAUCACUGAAGCACUCUCAGGCCUCAGCAAUACUACAUGCCCUGUGUGUUGGGAGACCUACAUUGGACAAGAGUUCUACAAACUUGCCCUCACUAACUUCAUCAUCACAUCCGCUUCAGCCAUUGCCGUGGAAACAGGGAGAAAUGUCAUCUCACGGAUUCGCUGGAAAGGUAUUGGAGAGAAAAUUGGCAAGGCAAAUUUCAACAUUCCCAAGAGCAUACUGGACCUUAUCUACACUCAGGCUUUACUAUGGCUUGGAUUUGUCUUCACCCCCCUCUCCCCCGCCAUCAUUCUAGCCACCACUUUCCUGCUCUUUUACGUCAAAAAAUACAGUCUGAUUUGGAACCUGGUCCCGACCAAGCGCAAGUCGUUUCGUGCAGCGAGAACCAACUUCGUCUUCAUUGCUCUGAUGUUGGGCACUCUGUUCAUGGUCAUCAUUGUUAUAGGAUUCGCCAUUGCAAGUUUGCGUCCCAGCAGUAAUUGCGGUCCAUUCCGUGGGCGUACGUACAUGUAUAGUAUCAUCACCGACUUGAUUGCAGACAUUGAGGAUUGUUCUGGUAGAGCAGCUCUCGAAUAUUUCGGUUCCUUUGGGUUCCUGAUACCUGUGUUCGUAUUUCUAACGUUGAUAAUUUAUGCUCAGCAAGUGACCUUACAAGCCAGAAAGAAGAGAUUUGAGCUUAUCAAGAAACAGCUCAUCCUGGAGGGGGCGAAUGUGACCCACAUAGUGGGUACUCUGGACGAUGUGCUCAGUAGAGUCACUGCAACCAAGGAGGCUCACUUGAGCUACAUAGAUCAGGACAACAUCAAGACGAGGAUGGAGCGUGUGCGUAAUAGCAGUGUGGGCACUGUAGAGCUCGUGUCCCAACUGUAACUCAUCAUUCAAGAAUAAACUCAUCUACUAUAGUGACACUUUUAACUCAUUAAUUUGCUCAUAUUUUUUAUUCACAGUAGUGUUAGUUGUGUGCUCGUUAAUAUUCAUUAUAAGUAUGUGUGUGAAAUGUGAUAAUAAAAAUUUAAUCAUUAUUUGUGAUACCUAACACACUCUCAAAUAUGUUUUUGUUAACAAUACGUCCAUAUCUCAAACUGUACAUGAAGUGAGUUCUUUCUCCGA